UAUGGAACCGGAGUUAAUGUUUAUCUUGUUCCCAAAGGCAAAUUUUCUGGGUUUCGCUCUCCGUUUGCCUUAAAGAAGGUAAACGAAUAUGGUAAGAUUUCUAGGAUGGAGUCUAGAAUUGAGUGGGAGGCUCGGUUACUAAGAAAAUUGUCCCAUCCUAAUAUAGUAGGCUUCCGUGGUAAAUUUAGGGAUGGGCACGUCUUCCAGUGUGACUCUUCCUUAAUGGAUGUUUUGGAAAAAAGGGAUGUCGAUGACCUGGGACCUCUUCCAGCUCUUUCGGUGCUCAUGCUUUCUUACGAAGCUGCUAAGGGCCUUGCUUAUCUACAUUCCCAACUUAUUCUUCAUGGUGAUAUCAAGAGUGACAACGUGCUCGUAGAUAAAGAUUUGACGUCGGCUAAAUUAUGUGACCUUGGAACCUCUUUACUUAUGAACGAAAAGAUGGAGGCAAUUGGCCCAGAAGCCGAAUACAUAGGUUCUCUGCCUUGGAGCCCUCCUGAAGCCCUCGAACAACGGCUCAAAUCAAAGAAAGAUGUAACGAUAACAGAUAGAGCCGAUAUCUAUGCAUUUGGUAUGCUUAUCUAUGAGAUGUGCACAUUAUCUGUUCCUCACGCAAACGAAGAUACAACUUUAGAAGUCAGCUCCACUGAUAUCUCGAAUCAUUCUGAUACCUUAGCUGAAGAACGAUUUUACGAACGCCUCGGAAAGCGACCUCCGCUUUUUGAGGGUCAGUUAGAUGAUACAUAUAAUCAGGCUUUGGAAAUUUUUCAUGUGUGCAGUGAGCAAGUGUCAUCAGACAGGCCGUCUGCACAAGAAAUAGUUGAACUUCUCAGGGAUUGCCUUCCAUAUACUCCUGAUGAUUAA
Molecule: messenger RNA, 861 nt
Organism: Protopolystoma xenopodis
Lineage: Eukaryota; Metazoa; Platyhelminthes; Monogenea; Polystomatidea; Polystomatidae
Source: the annotation of a GenBank genome assembly